Molecule: messenger RNA, 597 nt
Organism: Dioszegia hungarica
Lineage: Eukaryota; Fungi; Basidiomycota; Tremellomycetes; Tremellales; Bulleribasidiaceae
Product: NO signaling/Golgi transport ligand-binding domain-containing protein
Exons: 7
Coding region: 1-597 (198 amino acids)
Biological process (GO): endoplasmic reticulum to Golgi vesicle-mediated transport; intra-Golgi vesicle-mediated transport
Cellular component (GO): TRAPP complex; cis-Golgi network membrane; cytosol
Source: RefSeq, a predicted model, not a curated record
AUGUCAGCGAAGCAAUAUAAAGCCGUCGGAGAGGACGGCUGGAAGCGGACCGACAAGGUCAAUGCCGAGCUCUUCACCUUGACAUACGGAGCACUCGUAGUGCAGCUCAUCAAGGAUUACGAGGACUAUGCGGAGGUGAACAAGCAGUUGGAUAAGAUGGGCUACAACAUCGGAACGCGUCUCAUAGAAGACUUCCUGGCGAGAACAGGAAUGGGCCGCUGUCAAACCUUUGCGGAGACAGCAGAAGUAAUAUCAAAGGUCGCCUUCAAGACCUUCCUCAACAUCACACCAACCGUCACCUUCCCACCGCCCAACGCUCAGCCGUCCAACCCAUCAUUACCCCAACCCUCCGAGUUCAGCCUGAUAUUCGAGGAGAACCCACUAGCGGACUUUGCGGAGCUGCCGAGGGACGCAAGAGAGGGCGGACUGUGGUUCAGCAACGUCUACUGCGGGGUGAUAAGGGGUGCUUUGGAAAUGAUCCAAAUGCAGGUAGAAACACGCUUCGUGUCGGACAUGCUGAGAGGGGACGACUGCACCGAGAUGCACGUCCGUCUGGUCCGGUUGAUGGAGGAAGAACAGCCAGAGAAUGACGAAUAA